Messenger RNA from Linnemannia hyalina, 447 nucleotides. The record is from the annotation of a GenBank genome assembly. NCBI's taxonomy places the organism in Eukaryota, Fungi, Mortierellomycota, Mortierellomycetes, Mortierellales, Mortierellaceae.
AUGGAUCUUAACUGGUGCCCCGUUUGCGAACAGCAUAUUCCCCUCGCCUGGGAGUCAAGUCUCUACUGCUCAGACCGCUGCAAAAAGGCUGAUGCCAUGGCCUCACACACAGACCUUGGCUACAAGUACCCCGCCGACCUCCAAGGAUUUCCUCGCCAAAAGUCUGCCUCUUCCUCCCCCAUGUCUUCACCCACCCUGUCUGGCGUCAACUCUUCCAGCCACAACGCCUACCCUUCGCCACCAACUUCGCCCAUGACCAACUACCUCUACAACAAGACCUCCUCCGGUCGUAUCUCGCCUCCUUCCUUCUCUCUCGGUCACCCCGCAGCACACCAUGGAGCUGAAUAUGCUGACUUGCGCCGCAAGUCGGCCACAGGGCCUCAGUACACCAUGACCACGACGACAACAAGCACAGCAACGAACAAGAAGGGCGGUUUCUUCUGGUAG